This is a messenger RNA of Nerophis ophidion (straightnose pipefish), 8230 nucleotides long. RefSeq names its product neuronal cell adhesion molecule-like. Lineage: Eukaryota; Metazoa; Chordata; Actinopteri; Syngnathiformes; Syngnathidae. Gene Ontology annotation, biological process: cell-cell adhesion; brain development. The record is from RefSeq and is a predicted model, not a curated record. Gene Ontology annotation, molecular function: cell-cell adhesion mediator activity. The transcript has 30 exons. Bases 228 to 4097 code for a protein of 1289 amino acids.
GUGUGUGUGUGUGUGUGUGUGUGUGUGUGUGUGUGUGUGUGUGUGUGUGAGAGUGUGUGGAGGCAGGCAGUCCACAUAGCGAGGAGGACGCCGAGACGAGCAUCACUACCGCAGACAUCACCUGCAUGAAGACUCCCGCCGAGGAAGAUUGAAGGAGAAGAGGUGGCAACCCCAGCCCAGGAGUCACAGUCCUAACUUUCUGUGAGUCAGUGUGAGCCAGCUGGAAGAUGGUGAUGAAGAGGAGGAGGAGGAUGACGACGCUCAUGCUGAUGGUACUCGGCCACCUCGCCAGCGCUUUGGAGGUCCCGCUCGACCUGCCGCAGCCCCCCACCAUCACCCAGCAGUCCCCCAAAGAUUACAUAAUCGACCCCCGGGAGAGCAUCCUCAUCCACUGUGAGGCCAAAGGGAAACCUCAUCCCAGUUUCUCCUGGACCAGAAAUGGCAGCCACUUUGACGUGGAUGAGCACCCCAACGUCCAGAUGAGGAGGCAGUCAGGCACGCUGGUGGUGGACAUCAGCAGGGAGCAGGCAGAGAGCUUCGAGGGGCAGUACCAGUGCACUGCCAGGAACAAGCAUGGCACGGCUCUGUCCAACAACAUUGUGGUGCGGCAGCCCAGGUCGCCUCUUUGGUCCAAGGAGAAGAUCAAGCCUAUCAUCAUCCAGGAGGGCGUGGCCUUGGUGUUGCCAUGUCGACCCCCUGCUGGCUUUCCUCCUCCCGUCGUCUUCUGGAUGGACAACAACUUCCAGAGGCUGCCUCAGAGCAAGCGGGUGUCGCAGUCUUUGAACGGAGACCUCUUCUUCUCCAACGUGCUGCGCCAGGAUUCCCGUAACGACUACAUCUGCUACGCCCGCUUCCCGCGCACGCAGACCAUCCAGCAGAAGCAGCCCAUCAGCGUCAAGGUCCUCGACCUGGAUGCAAUCAAUGACACAAUGGCAGCUUUUUACAAUGACACUGAUUUAUUUGGUGAGGAUCCAGUAGACGAGAGGAGGCCCACGUUCCUCACCCCGUCCGUUCCUUCCAGCUCCAAGAUGGUGCUGCGUGGUCAGGUGCUGGAGAUGGAGUGCAUCGCAGAAGGACUGCCCACUCCCGACAUCUCCUGGGCCAAAGUGGGCGGCGAGCUCCCCGCCACACGGACUUCCUUCCUGCACCACCAGAAAACCCUCCGUAUCGCCAACGUGUCGGAAGCCGACGCGGGAGAAUACCAGUGCACCGCCAGGAACAAGCACGGCUCCGUGGGCCACGCCAUCGCCGUCACGGUCAAAGCUGCUCCGUACUGGAUCGGCGGCGCGCCCAGGAACCUGGUCAUGGCCCCGGGAGAGAACGGGGUUUUGACCUGCAGGGCCAGUGGCACACCCAAGCCCGACAUCCAGUGGGCCAUCAAUGGCAUGGCCAUAGAGAAUUCCCCGAAGGAUCCCAGCCGUAAAGUGGAGGAGGACAGCAUCAUAUUCAGCCAGGUGCAGACAGGAUCCAGCGCGGUGUACCAGUGUAACGUUUCCAACCAGUACGGCUACCUGCUGGCCAACGCCUUUGUCAACGUUCUCUCCGAGCCGCCCAGAGUGCUAACGCCGGCCAACAAAGUCUACCAGGUCAUCAGGAACCAGCCGGCGCUCUUGGACUGCACGUCCUUUGGCUCGCCCAUCCCCAAGAUCACCUGGUUCAAGGACAGUCGUUCAGGCACCCUGGAUGCAGAGACUCACAGCGUGCACGACAACGGCACUUUAGAAAUAGGCGUGGCUCAGCCUAAACACGGCGGUAAAUACACUUGCGUGGCCCGCAACUCGCUGGGGAUCUACGAGAACCACGUCCACCUGGAGGUCAAAGAGCCCACGCGCAUCCUGAAGCAGCCCGAGUACCGGGUGGUCCAGCGGGGCAGGUCGGUGGUGUUGGAGUGCAAAGUCAAGCACGACCCGUCACUCGUGCCCACCAUGACUUGGCUGAAGGACCACAGCGAGCUGCCCGACGAUGACAGAUUCUUGGUGGACUCUGACAGCCUCACCAUCAGCGACGUGAUGGAGAGCGACGCCGGCGUGUACACGUGCAUCAUGAACACCACUCUGGACCAGGACUCCGCCAGCGCCGAGCUCACCGUCGUCGAGGUCACACCCACGCCGCCUGUCGUCUACGAGCGACCCGAACCCCCGACUGACCUUGAGCUGACGGACCAGAAAAAGAGGAGCGUUCAACUCACAUGGAUCCCCGGGGACGAGCACAACAGUCCCAUUCAAAAAUUUGUGAUCCAGUACGAGGACACGCUCCACCACCACAGAGGUCACUGGCACAAUCUCACCGAGGUGCCAGGAACCAAGACCACGGCGCACCUGAAGCUGUCUCCUUACGUCCACUACACCUUCCGAGUCUUAGCCCUCAAUUCCAUGGGGGUCAGCCAGCCCAGUUUCCCUUCCAAGGUGUACAAGACGGAGGCUGCAGCUCCAGAUGACAAUCCCACAGAUGUGCACGGAUUUGGAACAGAACACAACAAUCUAGUGAUCUCAUGGAAGCCGCUGUCCGGCCUGCAGGCCAAUGGGCCAGGACUGCACUACAGGGUGAUGUGGAGACAAAAGGUGAUGGACAGCGACUGGACCGCAGUGACCGUAGCAAACAACUCCAAGUUUGUGGUAUCAACAACACCCACCUUUGUUCCCUACGAGAUCAAAAUUCAAGCAGUGAACGACUACGGAGCGGCGCCUGAACCCACCAUUGCUCACGGCUACUCUGGAGAGGAUCUGCCGCUCGCCGCUCCCGACCCUGUGCAGGUCUUUGUGCUGAACAGCUCCUUGGCGGAGGUCCACUGGGAGCCCGUGCCUCUCAAGCUGAUACGUGGAUACCUCAAAGGCUAUAAGGUGUACUACUGGAGGGAUGGCAGCCUCCACAAACAUCACCCCCAUCACACCGAGAAGCAGAUCCUGACCUUCAGCGGGAACCACAGCCAUGGGAAGUUGCCCGGUCUGCACCCUUACAGCCUUUACUCCUUCAAUGUCAGGGUCUUUAACGGCAAAGGGGAGGGGCCCCCCAGUGCCACCCAGCAGUUUGAGACCCCAGAAGGAGUGCCUGGAAUACCUUCCUCCCUGACGGUCACCAACACCAACUUAGAUUCUCUGAGCCUGGCGUGGCAGCCGCCUCAUGAGCGCAAUGGAGUCCUGACGGGCUACACCCUGAAAUACCAGCCAGUCAAUAGCUCCACUGAGUGGGGCCCCGAGGAGGAGCUGGCCCUGGCCGCCAAUGAGAGCUCGGUCACGGUGCCAGACCUCAAGUUCAGCACGCGCUACAAGUUUUAUUUGAAUGCCAAAACGCACAAGGGGGCGGGGCCAGCCGUUACCAUGGAAGCGGUCACCAUCAUGGAUGAAGCCCCGCCGGCGAGUCCUUUUGGAAGCCUAAAUUCCUCCCUGGGCGAGGACGGGCCCCUGAUCAGUUGGGAGUACUGGGGCCUGGAGAAAAACCUUUACUUAGAGUACAUAGUGGACAACAGUAAGCAAGGUGAAGGCGGAGACGGAGUGUGGCAGAAAGAGCUGGUGAACGGGUCUCAGAACUUUGUGCUCAGGGGCCUGAAAGAGGGCCUCUCCUAUAAGGUGCGCUUGGUGGCCAAGGGCCACGCCGACCAAGAGCUGCAGCGCUCCCAAGAGCUGACGGUGACGGUGCCAGCCGUGGCCAGCAGGCAGGUGGACAUCGCCACCCAGGGAUGGUUCAUCGGCCUCAUGUGCGCCAUCGCCCUCCUCAUCCUCAUCAUCCUCAUCAUCUGCUUCAUCCAGAGGAACAAGGGAGGCAAAUAUCCAGUGAAGGAGAAGGAGGACGCACAUACCGACCCAGAGUUCCAGCCCAUGAAGGAUGAAGAUUGCACUUUUGGGGAAUACAGCGACAAUGAGGACCAUAAGCCCUUAAAAGGCAGCCGCACGCCAUCCAGCGGGACGGUUAAGCGGGACAACAGUGACGACAGUUUAGUAGACUACGGGGAAGGAGGAGACGGACAGUUCAACGAGGACGGCUCCUUUAUCGGACAGUAUAGCGGAAAGAGCGCCAGCCGGGACACCGCCGAGGGCCACGAGAGCUCGGAGGCGCCGUCCCCGAUUCACGCCAUCAACUCCUUGAAUUCUUUCGUGUAGCCUCGUCUUCCAGCUGCUGUCAUGGGGGACAAUCUGGGAGGACACCAUGACACGCCAUCCUCUGACUACAGCUGUCCUAUCUAGUCUUUGCCAGCGACUGGGAAUACACCAACCUGAAUGUCAGACAACUAUGCCGUGCUGGUGCUAUGAUUGUCGUACACUUUCUUCCAUUAGCAACCAUCCACUCUUCCUUCAUGUUUGAGAAGGAAAACACUAUUUCCAGUGGUGUAUGAACCGUAGUGUGCCGAAGUCCAAGGUCUCACUCCCAUUUCUUGUUUAAACAACACUAUUCUUAGCUUACUCUGUUGUUUACUGAGGGGGAAACACGUCAGCUCCGAGUUCUUAGUUGUGAGCAGGACAGGGCUGCACGGAAGGUACACAUUUUCCCCAGAAACUUUAGUGAAGUGACGUCAUUGCUCAUCCUACAAACUCAUAACAGUUUGUUUCUUCUUUAACUAGCUGGCUAGGCAGCUAGCACAGUAUUUUGCAGGGUUACGCAAACACGUUUCCACAAAAAUACUGUUUAGCUUCCCCAAGUACGUUCAAGGCAAGAGUUCUUAGGUGGGUUUAGCAGCUCGGAUUACACAAAACAUACAUUUUUCUGGAAAAACCAUGUCAAGGAAGGUUCUCUCUUUGACUUUUUCAUCAAAUCAUCAAAGUGAAGAGCAGGAGUUUGGCAGUUGCUUGGUUAGUAAACUACAGUAUACGUUGGUAAUUGUAUAGUUAGCUAUCUGGGUAGUUUGUUGGCAAACUAGUUAGCAUAAACCUUGUAUUGGAGGCUAAUUCUACGAUUGAUUGGUGUGUUACUUUGUGAGUUACAAAGACUAAAAGUCAAGAAGCACACCUUCCAUCCUUUGUGUUUAAAAGGAAGGGAAUAUUUUUGGGAAAUUAUUUUAUUUCCACUAAGAUUUCCAUCCGCUUAACAUUCCAUGCCAAGUGCCUGCGAUAAUUUUUUUUUUUUUAAUGAAGAUUUGAAUUUAGGAAAUUUACAGAAAUCUAUUUUAGCUGUUUACACUGGAGUCUGAUCAAAAAUAACAAUAAUCACAAUUUACUUGCAGUGUAAACACAUCAGCUGGCAAAAAUCAGAUUAUACGAAUCAGAUUUGUGCCACUUGCGCCUGCAGUGUAAACGUCGUCCAUCUGGUCGGAAUCUGAUGGCAAAUAUCAGAUUUGAAGCACUUUGGAGCGUUUAGACCAGCAACAAAAAUCCGAUGUGUGUCGCUUGAGAGCAAAACAAUCCCAUGUGGUGUGCGGUGUAAACGGGGACAUUAAAGCUUUAUUCAUUUAUUCAAACUCUGACGUUUAUUGAGGGAGUGGCGUGAAUAACAACAACAUAGUCAAGCCAAUGCCAGGCAAAAGCAGGACAAAAUCUUACCUAAAAUGUUGUUUCAAACCAUAAAAAGCGGGAAUGAGUAAAAUAAGAAACAGCAUUACAAUUAUUAGAAUAAUUCACAAAUCACUGACAUGAAAAUAGUGAAGAUGUCAACAAAAGCAUCCAACAAGUCAAGUGACUUUCCUACAUUGUGUUGCUGGUCGGGACACACAUUGGCUCAAAUACCUCAAGUCUCAAAAAUAUUGAUAUUGACAUUUGAGAAGCAAUACUACAUCGUGGAUGUGUGGUAUCGUUAUUCCAGUAUCGAUAUGCACACCACCUGGCAGGUAUGUUGGAAAGUUAGCUGGUGAUUUAUCAGUUGGUAAAUAUUCAUCAACUUCACUAGCAUUUUCUACAAAAGGAGCUUAAGAGGAACCUGUCAGGAACCACAAAAAGUGUUGCCAUAGAAACAAGAAAGCCAAGACAUUUGCACACUACUGUACAUACAGUACUGUCUAUGAUCACAUUCUGUACAUGCUCCUUGGCCUGCAGCAUGAGGAUGUUGUCAUGUGAUCACCCCGCAUGCGCUCUUGGAACUUCAUAUCAAAGAAGACCACCCGGCGGCAUGUGCCCCCACCCCCCUCCUCCAACCCCCCCUCGCCUUGGCUGGGUUUGUCUUCAGGUCUUUUCUCCACAGACGCUACUAAGUCCUUCUCCACGCUUAAGUGUGGGACAGACAACUUAGUGGAGCCUUCAAAGUCCCACACCAUUUCAACAAUUUCAAAUAAAUAAAUAGUCAAAUUAAUCAAAUGUUCCAGACAGGGACAAAGAUGGAAAGUGCCAUGUGAUACUGCCACCCUGUGGCCGCGUAUAGGUAUGGCUUCUAUCAUUACGUAAUUGCAGUGUGAUACUGCCCCCCUGUGGCCGCGUAUAGGUAUGGCUUCCAUCAUUACGUAAUUGCAGUGUGAUACUGCCCCCCUGUGGCCGCGUAUAGGUAUGGCUUCCAUCAUUACGUUAUUGCAGUGUGAUACUGCCCCCCUGUGGCCACGUAUAGGAAUGGCUUCAAUCGUUACGUUAGCAAAAAAUGAACUUCUGAAGUUUUUCCCCAAAGUUGUACGACAUUUGGAGAUUCCAUUAUACUUCAUACAAGAUGUGUGUUCUUGUUUCUGGACUAGGACUACAAACCAUUCUCACCUAAGACAGGAGUUGUGUAUAUUUUGGUGCAAAUUCAGGUUUUUGGCACACCACUUUACAGCAACUAUACCCCUUCUAGAAGGUUUAUAAAUGAUUUCUAUGUAGCUAACGAUCGUGUUAUGAACAUAAACACUUACCAGCUACAUCAAGUCAAGUUUUAUAAAUCAUCUGGCAGCAGCUGAUUAUAGUAGGCAGGGUAUUCAUAUGGACCCAUUGGUCUGGGUUUACCUGACACGUGAAACGUGAAGAAUAGGGGGGUUGCACGAUACACUUUAGCCGUCAAGUUUUGAAUAUCUUUAAAUGUGUUUUGUGGCCAUUCCAACUUUGACCACACAGCGUCAGUUGCUUUGGAGAGUGGCACUUUCCACUAUUUUCAGCAGAUUGCUGAAAAAGGUGACUGCCCCCUCUUCCUCUCACACGAGAUGCCCCCAGGAGUGGGCCAUAUGAAUCCCUUCCCUUACAGAGCACGAAGGACCUAUGUAGUGGCUAAUUUCUGUCCUAAAUCUGUUUUGGGUAACUUUCACCUCGAUAAAUUGGGAAGGACACGACAUGAGAGGUCAAGUCACCCUGAAUAUUGGACAGUUACAUAAGUUGUUAUGAUAGAAAUAAGGUCAUCAUGGAGCGUAGAGAUAAGAAGGGAAGACCAAGCCUGUUCCUGUUUGUGACGCCAAUUUUAUGUGGUCGAAAAGUCCGAAUCUUAAACAGGAACAAUAGAGUUUGUUACAACAGUUUUAAUUACUCACAAUCAGAUAGUACAAAGUUGGAUUGAAUCGAUAUGAAAACAGACAGUGUCUCCGGAGACGAAAGAUGGUGAACCCUCGUGAAAGGAAUUAAGAAGAGCGCACACCAGGCUUGGUCUUCCCUUCUUAUUUAUACGCUCCAUGAUGGCCUGAUUUUUAUCAUUACAACUCUCCAAUGUUCAGGGUGACUUGACCUCUCAUGUCGUGUAAUAAUGUAUCUUGAUGAAAGUUACCCAAAACAUAUUGAGGAUAGAAAUGAGCCACUGCAGCUACUAAUAAGAAGUUGAUAAGACGUUCAUAAGGCAAGUUUGUUUUCAACAGUUGAGUCUUGACUGAAAUUCAUGCUUCUUCUUCUCCUUUUGCUCUGCAUGACUUAUAAAACCAGGUUUGGUGUCAUGUGGGUGUUUAUAUACCUGUACUAACACCUUUAGCAGCCUUUUCAACGCAAUCGAGGUUUGCUUUUUUUUCUUAACUUGCAUCAAGUUUGACUUUUUUCAAAUGUCAUUCUACAUUUGAAGUAUUUACCUGGUGGAAUAUUUUACUUUGAGGAUUGUAAAUAGACCUUGAGAGACUGUACAGAUGUUGAUGUGCAUGCUUCAACAUGUGGAGAAGAUAUAUAUCAAUAUAAAUAUGAAUAUGAAGAGGUGUUCCUUCUUGCUGUGCAUUGUGUACAUACUGUACCUUCCUUUUCUUCCUUUUUUAUCUUUACAUUCUCAUUUGUUGGCAUAUUUGACACCGAUCUUCUGCAUUGUUUUUGAACAUUUUUGUAUUCCAGACGCAGAUUUGUACUAACCUUCUUUGUCACUAUUUAAGAUGCUCUUUUCUUCUUAGUGCAAGUAUGGAAGCCUGCAGGAGAUGUUUUCAAUCAAUAAAUUAUAUCGGCCUUCA